GUGGAAUUGUCACGCGCUUUUGACCAAAAUGGUGACCACGACUGCUGCGACGGCGACGGUGCUCCGACUCGGCACUCCUUCGCUUCGCGAGGCAUGUGCGAAGGUGUCGUUGUCCGAGCUAGCAUCUGUGCCUUUCCAGGCGGACAUGGCGCGCCUCCAGUCGACGCUGACGGCGUUCCGCGCGAAGAAUGGCUUUGGCCGCGGCAUUGCCGCCCCGCAGAUUGGUGUUCAAAAGCGCUUCGUGGCAAUCCAUCUGGACGGCAAGCACGCGAGUCCCCAAGUAUACAUCAACCCCGAGAUUACCUGGCGAAGUCCGGCAAUGUUCUCGAUGUGGGACGACUGCAUGUGCUUCCCCGACCUCCUCGUUCGUGUGUCGCGACAUGCAUCCAUCUCCCUCCGCUAUUUGAAUCACCACGGACAAAUUGUUCAUGAAGAUGCGUUGCCCCAGGCAGAGUCGGAGCUGUUCCAGCACGAAAUCGACCACCUCGACGGCAUCCUCGCUGUUAACUUGGUCUCAAAGGACCUGCUCAGCGCCGACGAGCUCUUGGAGCGCUUUCCUUCUCAUGUCAUUCAGCGCCGUGCCUUCGACACGAACCCAACAAAAUUUCAAAAACUAGUCGAUUAUGUGAUUUGAUGGACACGUCAUCCACGGAAGUACUACGUAGUACAAGUACAUUACCGGUAUUGUACUUGUGUUCUUGACGAAUAUAAAAAUGUAAUUAUUUGGAAAA
This is a messenger RNA of Aphanomyces astaci, 731 nucleotides long. RefSeq lists its product as hypothetical. Gene Ontology annotation, cellular component: mitochondrion. The record is from RefSeq and is a predicted model, not a curated record. The coding region runs from base 29 to 634 and encodes 201 amino acids. The transcript has a single exon. Gene Ontology annotation, biological process: peptidyl-methionine modification; N-terminal protein amino acid modification. Lineage: Eukaryota; Oomycota; Saprolegniomycetes; Saprolegniales; Verrucalvaceae. Gene Ontology annotation, molecular function: peptide deformylase activity.